UGCGCUCUCCGCCCUCCCCCUGCGCCUGCGUCUUCCGUCCCCUGCUAGUCACUCCCGCUCUGAUCGGGAAGUGUCAAGCGGGAGCCGGUCUCCGCCGCCGCGGCUGCCGCCUUUUACGGAGCCCCGAGGCCCCCGGCUCUGGCCCGGCCGGGCCCAGCCGUCAUGACGAACGUCUAUUCCCUGGAUGGGAUCCUGGUAUUUGGUUUGCUAUUUGUUUGCACCUGUGCCUACUUCAAGAAGGUGCCUCGCCUCAGGACCUGGCUGCUUUCCGAGAAGAAGGGAGUCUGGGGUGUGUUCUACAAAGCUGCUGUGAUUGGAACCAGGCUGCACGCUGCUGUGGCAAUUGCUUGCAUUGUGAUGGCAUUUUACGUUCUGUUUAUAAAAUGAACUCUAAGACAUCCGAAUCUCCAACUGUCAAUCAAGGGGCCUGGGGCAAGAGGCCUCUCAGGGACUUAUGCCCCUUGCAGAAGAGCCGGACUGAGAUCAGCAAAGCCCCCCAGGAUGACACUGUAUCCUCUGCCUCCACCAGGCCUAGAAAAAGCUCCUUGGGACUGCCCACAUCAGGCUUGGGGGGAUUCCAGAAAGCCAAUUUCUCUACCUUCCUCUGAUCUGUUUAUAAAUUAAUCUGCUGCAAAGAGUCUAUGGUGUUCAGCUACAUAGCGCACCUCUUGGUGAUAACAUUACAUACCUCUUGCUGAAGAGUACCUGUCAUGUAUUUUGUUCCUCAGCAGUUCUUCAGUAUCUCUUAAAACUGAGUGAGCCUGGGAAGAGUAGGAAGAAUAGGCUGGGCCAUGAUUUCUUGGGAGGGAGUAUUUUUUAAGUCUUACUUUUCCCUGUUUGAUCUGGAUUAGGCGAAUUGGAUAAAUGGGAGUUAUGCAAUGCCAAGGAAGAGUUUGGCUUUGGAUAGUUCUCUUUUUUAUGUCCAUCUGGGGAUAUAACAGAGAGACAUUGCCUUCUGUGCACAAGGAGAGCAGAUGAACCAGCUGGGUGCUGAACGUGUGGGAAUUCUGCCAAGAUAUUUUUGGGGAAUGGCUAAGGUUGGGAAAGGGCUUGUCUGUUUGGGUUCAGUCCAGAAAGCAGAGAAAUGCAGAGGGCUUAGGGUUUUACCAGAUCAAAUGGCAUAUGGAGAAUUAGUAAGCUGUUGUUUUCCUUAAGCCUUGGUAGAUUUUUCAAAUUUCCUAGACUUGAUUGCUGUCAUUAAAGAAGUUUGAAAUGUAGCCACUUAGGGGAGGGGAAGGGGAACAUUGAAGGAAAGAACUUUUCAAUUUAUUUGCUGUUGGGAGUGGGGGAAAUCCUACCAUAUUACAAACAUUUGUUAUUAGGUAUUAGAAAGAUUGGCAUUUCUAGCCAAAAUAUUAAGAUCCAUACUUACUCUUUGAAAAGACUAAGUUGUUAAGAUAGUUCUCAAUUGAUUACUUCUACUUUUGUCUGGCUACCUCUUGUGAUCCCACAUAUUAUACUUUAAAAAAAAAACUACUGUGGGUGGAGAAAAAGGGAAGAAUUGAGUCUGGAGAGGGGGCAGUGUGCUGCCAUUUGGACGGUCUUCAUCCACAUAGUGUUCACAGUGUCUAGACAAAUUAGGGCUUUUUCAUGCCUCUGAAAUGUGGGGAAUGAGGAUGAAUUUGAAUUUGAGAUUAGGGGAAUUUUCCAGGAAGAAUGGGUGCUCAAGCCUGUUUGGAGAACCCCACAUUUUAAAAAAAGUAUUGGCAACCCCACCUCUCUCCUUUGAUCUACAGUGGCAUCUUUUGGCCUUGGUGAGGCCAGGGCUCUGUAUCAAAAAAUAGAUUCUAUAACAAGGGCUGAACACAUUAAAUUACCUUGAACAACAAGCAUAGGUGUGAGUGUUAAUUGUCUGUCGAGGUUGAAAAAAGAAGUGGUUUUACUUUUCCUAAAACUCUCAGAAGGAAAGUAUUUUGUUUGUGCUUGCCACACAGGGGGAGCAGUGAAUUAUCCUUUGUACCUGCUCCCUCCAAACCAGCCAAAGCUUCUGGAAAGGAGGCUUUAGGCAAAACGAGUCGACUGGCUUUGGAGUCCCCUGAAGCCGUAGGAAGUCAUCAAGUAAGACCCAGCAAGAGCAGCUAUCUCUCGGGGGUUGGUCUACAAGAAGAAUGUAAGCGGCUGAUUCUCUGCUGCCCUGGAGACUGAUGGGAUCUUGGACAAGGAAGAAAGCCUCUUUAAGUGACUGUUCUGAAACGGAGGAAUGAGAUCCACCUGGUCGGCGUGAGCUUGGGACUGCUCACUAGAGACCCAGGUUCAGCACGUUUUGCACAUAUUGAGUUCAGUAGCUUUAAUGUAUUUUCUUUUCCAAUAGGACUAACAUUCCUGAGGUUGGUGCUUAGAGCAGCUUCAUAGUUUAAGCUAGUCCCAUUUCCCAGCAAUUUGUCCAAACCAAUCUUUAUGUCUUCUUGAAUUGAUCAGUGUGAACUUUUGAGGGGUUUUAUUCUGAAAUGCUGUUCUUACCAAAUGAACCAAAAAUGCACGAGGUGAACAUAAUAACUGCACAGGAAAAAAAAUGCUCAUUUGUGUUUUUCACAGCUUGUUCAAUUCUUUAAAUAAGCAGAGAACCAGGAACUCCUUAACCAAGUGAAAUCAUCAGUUUAGCUAACAUGUCCUAUCAUCAAAAACAAACAAAAACACUAGAAAACCAUUCCUUUGGGCAGUGAUGCAUUAGUGGCUGAAGGAAAAAAGAUGUCAACAUUGGUUUUUCUGAUGUUGAUAUUCAGUGUAAAAAACUAGCAUUACCAUAAACCUGUCCCCUUUAUGUCAGGUGGAUUGAAGAGGGCAGCUCCUUUUUUAAAGUUAAAAUACAAUUUUUUUACUUACCAUUGUCUGUACAAAUUAUUGGAAAUAAAAUCUCUUUCCCUAUA
Phascolarctos cinereus (koala) is the source of this 2867-nucleotide messenger RNA. RefSeq names its product transmembrane protein 167B (gene TMEM167B). The record is from RefSeq and is a predicted model, not a curated record. Lineage: Eukaryota; Metazoa; Chordata; Mammalia; Diprotodontia; Phascolarctidae.